AUGGGCGACAAAAUCGACUAUCAAUACUUCCUUCCGCACGAAAGCGGCAAAACUCACCUUGUUGGUGCAACGCAAGUCACUGUUUACCAGGGGAUUUUCGACGAUGACAGCAGAGACAAGACUCACGACUACCUCUACAUUGGCAAGUUCUACCCGGAUUUCUACAUCCGUACUUCCGACUUCGACACUCGCCUCAAGGACGCCACCCUGGAGGCCGACUUCGAGAAGGCAGUGAAGGCCAUCGACAAUCCCGGGGGCGAUGCUACCGACUUCUUCCACGUCUGGAAGGCCAGCGGCGGCUGGUUCGCCUCCCCGACCUCGUUCAUGCACCGCGUCAGCCGGGGUAUGACACUCACGAAGUGGUCGUACAACCAGAAGCGCCUAUGGGAGAAGAUCAUCGACUCCGCCGAAGUCGCGACCCUGCCCGUCUCGCACAACCCCGUCAUGGGCCGUUUCCUGACACUUCCCUCAUCUAUCCCCCUCUCCGAGUUCGUCGUCUCCACCACCAAAACCGAAGACUACCUUUCGCUCGCCGAGCUCCAGACCGCGGUGGACGAGUUCCCCAUUCCGCGCCCCCGCGUGAUGUCGUACGCAGCCGCCGAUCAGGACGCCUCGCUUUGCCUUGUUGGGUCCUCGUUCCUCGGUCUCUACGAGACCUGGACGUCUUCUGCGACCUACGCGGCGCUAUGCGCGGAGAAAGACGUGGAUCCUCUCGACCGGCCGUGGCCUGCCAACCGCGCUGCGGCCACCAACAUCGCCCAGCUGUUCCACAACCCGAACCCUACGCCUGGCACUGAUGAAGGCGUGGAGACCUCGACGACGGUGACUGCCAAGAAGAUCAAGGCGGCGGAGAACCGCCGGAAGCAUGCGCCGGGCCAAAAUCAGGUGAUGGAUGGCGUCUCCGCGACAGUCCUUGCCGGAAUGCUUUGGGGCGGUCCAGGACGCGACAUGAAAGGCACCGCCGAGUGGCUUCAUCGGAGCGCAUUCCGUUUUGGCGGCCUCGGGGAUGCCAUCAACCCGUUCUCAUCGCAGAACAAAUCCAAUUUGGUUUUCGGGACGAAGGAGUGCAACACCCACAUGAUCCGUGCCGAGGACGCGAUCACGAAGCUCAUCGACCACUGCCCUACUGCCUCGAGCGGCCUCCUCGUCACCGAAAACGUUCUUGCUGGGAACGUGCGCCAUCUCCAGGCCGACGGGAGCGUUGUCGAAAACGCCAUCCCCGACUGGUUCCAAGACGAAUGGAACAACAAUCCCGGGACUAUGUGGUGGCUUUCCAUGCAGCUCACCUACGCAUUCAAUAUCGAUCUCAAUCCCCAGCACAUCAACCUCACGAUGAACGCACGCGUUGAUUUCGACCCGUUCAAUCGGUACAGGCCACUGCUGUAUGAAGCGAAGCUCGACGACGUCGUCCUCAACAUUGUUCUAGAAAGGUUCGGCUUAGUCGCUGGACCAGCGCCUGCACCCACACCGGCCCCCGUUCCUGGACCGCCCCCCAAGAAGGCAGCGGCGGUGACGAUCUCUAUGGUCGCUCCACAAGUCGAACAGAAGCUCGACACCACACGUGAUCUCUACAUCAGUGCAUACCUCAACCAGGCUCUGUCGCUUUCCGACCACCGUACCUCAUCUUUGGACCUUCCGGCUCGCCGCGCUGCGAACUCGUCAUCCAUUCCCCUUCGCGUCUCAGGACAGGCGCCUUCUUCACGGCGCGUUGCCCAGUAUGCUGCCGGGCUGGCGAACGUCACGCCGGGGGGAUCUCCUUCGCUUCGAGCAUCGGGCGCUCAUGGAUUCGCCUUGCCUGGGCUCUCCCUUGCCACCAUUGCCACCUCUGCCGAUUCAGAAGCGCACGCGGACUGGAACAAGCCCUUCGUACCUGAUCUGGUCACCCUCAAUGGCGUCAUGAUAUACUCUCCUAAGAUCGUUUUACACGAAGGCUCAUCCGCAUCAUAUUCCUCGUCCGCUCGGCUGGAGGUCGCUUGCGCGUCUGCCAGCGUCGACACACUGCAUACCCUCCCCCUCCUUGUCGUCGGCGCGGAUCCCCCUCCUAAUGGAUUCACGCUCGAGGGUGACAUCGCCCUCUUCGGCAUCUCCGACCUCACCGCCAAGUUUUACAGUUGGCACGGACCCGUCCCCCACGACUCCAAGGUCGCAAACCCGCUGUACGAGAUGGCGAUCGUACCCGGCGAUUUCAAGCUCUCGUCUGUCCUCGAUGUCCUCAAAGGCACGCCGUUCGAUGCACUCACCUUCCGGGACGCUACGUUCAUGCGCCAAGACAUCGCGUUCGACCCGACGAAGGCGCCCGGCUGGCAUGUCGACGUCGACUUCCCCAUCAACGCGGAUGCCGGGCUGCUGUACGACGUCCUCCAUACCAUGCUCGGGGUGCAGGAUCCCAGUGUUCAUCUCCACGCCGGGCUGGGGCUCAACCACAAUUGGAACAACAGCCUCGGGGUCCACAGCUUCACGCUCGACGGCUCCAUCCCGGGGAUGGUGGUCAAGAUCUGCGAUGGGUUGACGCUGACGUCGGUCGGCGUGCAGCUCUUGGGCGUCCGCCGUGUCAUCCCUGGGGGUGUGAAGCCGAAGACGAGCAUGGAGUACGGCUUCGGCGUGUUUGGGUCGUUCGCGCUCAAGAUCCCGGGUGCCCUUGUGCCGCUCGAGCUCGACUACCAGAUGCAGAAGAUCGGACCAGUGCUGCGCCUUGCCGCGACCCUCAAGGCCGACACCUGGGACUCCCCCUUUGGUAUCACUGGCUUGAAGCUGUCGGAGGUGUCGUUCGAGGCGGAUCUCGUGGCCAAGGCUCCCAUGAAGACGUUCUCCUUCGACGUCUCCGCGGUCUUCCAGUACGGCGUCACUACUGCAGUCUUCAACGGCUCCUACGCCGCGGGCGGCCACUUCUCCCUCAGCGCUACGGUGUCCAACUUCGACAUCAUCACCAUCAGCGACAUCUUCGAGUCGCUCACCGGGGAGUCGCUCGACCUUCCUGACAUCGACUUCAAGGUCGGCUCUGCGACAGUGACGGUGGCAUCUGGCACCGGCCUCCUGAUCGCCCUCACCGACGUCGAGAUCGAAGGCCAUGUGUCCGCCAACGCGGUGCUGUCCAUCAAUUCGCGGGGUGCGAUGAUCCGCGGAGACAUCACGAGCACCGACGGGAUCUCAUUCGGCGAGGUUGAGCUGAAGAAGGCGUACAUCGAGAUCGAUCUACGCAAGGGCAUGGAGGACUCAGGCGUCAUGCUCGGCGGAGAGAUUUCCAUCGCGUCUCUGACCAUAGACGCCCUCGUUCACCUCUAUCGCGGCGCGGACAAGAGCAUGCAAUGGACUGCGUUCGCGUCCCUUACCACGGACACCCAGAUCCUCGCAAUCUCCAAGGUCGUCCCCGCGCUGCGCGACACUUUCCUCGACCUCGCUCUCACCAAGGUCGUCUUCGUCGCCGCCUCCCAGGACGACCCGCUUGUCUCCGGUGUUGUCACCACGGGCUACCGGAUCCACAAGGGCGUACAGGUCUGCGCGGUGCUGUCUCCCAUCAAGGAGCUCGACUCGCUCAUGCGCUCGAGCGCGCCGACGUCUGGUCUCGUGCUCAGCGCCGGGUGGUCGAGGCAGACGGGCUUCGAGCUCGAGGUCCUCAUGCCGACGGAAUCGAUCGUGAACUUCGGGAACGGGAUCACAACGGACCCCUUCGCGCUGCGGAUCCUCUUUGGCGGGAGCCAACCGACGCUGGAGCUUUCUGCGGGGAUCAACAUCCCAACCCCGCCGGAUGGCGACAAGCUCAAGUUCUCGCUCGUUCUGGACAUCAACCUCGUCGGGGCGUCUGCGACGGCGCAGAUGCACGGCAACUGGAAGAAUCCGCUCGGAUUGGGCAAGGACGUGGCCAUCGGGCCCGAUGUCGCGCUGUCCAUAGGCAUCAUAUUCGCUCAGUUCGUGGCGACCGGUACUAUCAGCAAAUUUGGUGUUGCAGGCGGCAUGGCAAUCGGCAAGGUCUCAGCGCAAGUAGCGAUGCAAGUGUCCGAGGAUCCUACGCAGGAACUACUCAUGGGCGAAGUGAAGAGGCUCGAUCUCGACGACAUCGUGUCGUUCGCGAACGUGAUCACCGGACUCGACAUCCCGCAGCCGCCUAACCUGGUGGACUUCCAGGACAUCUCGCUCUACGUCUGCCCCUUCGGAACGAUGAUCGGUACGAUCGUGUACCCUCAAGGCUUCUCGUUCAAGGCAGCGAUGGUGCUCUUUGGAAAGCACGUCGACGCCGCAUGCGUCGUCGACAACACCCAGGUCCUCGUCCAGGGCGGAGUCGACAACUUUGUACUCGGUCCGCUCUCCGUCCACGGCACUAACGGCCCGCGUGCGGUCAUCAAGGUGAACGUCGGUCCGAAGGAGCAACACAUCCUCGUCGACGGCGUGGUUUCAUUCCUCGACGCCAGCGUCGCUCUGCAUGCCGAGGUUGGCAUCUUGCCGAAGCCCAUGCUCCAGUUCUACCUGCUCGUGAAGUUCACGGACCUGUUCCUGUUCAACCUCCAGGCACGACUAGAGGGCGAUCUAUCAUCGUACCAGUCACUCGAGAACGCGGACUUCACCUUCUAUGCGCUUAUGCAGCAGGACAUCUUGGUGUAUGUGCGCGGACAGGUCGACGCCCAGUUUGAGAUAUUCCGCAGCACGGCCGAGGAAGGUUUCGAAUCCGCGAAGAAGGCUCUGCAGGACGAGGAAGAAGUCGUCAACAAGAACAUUGAUGCGGCCAAAGAAGUCCUUCGCAAGGCCCAAGAGGCCUGGAACCGCAAGUACCAUGAAAUUGUGGACGGUGCUCAGAAGAUUAUCGACGACUACCUCAGCGCAAUUGAUGACCUACAGCGCAAGAUCGGCUAUGCCCAGACCGACUAUGAUAACGCAAUGACGGAGGCUGAGAACGCCGUUCAGAAGGCGAACAACGAUCGCGCUGCGGCCAUGCGCGAAGCCAACGCCGCUCUCGAAAGUGCCAAGAACGAGGCAUCGGCUGGGAUCAACAGCGCGAUCGACAGCCUCAAUGAUGCCAAAGACUUCUUGAACCGCAACUUCGGAUAUGCCGUGCGCGACAUUGAGAACGCCCAGAGGAAGGUCGACGGCAUUCAAAGCGACAUCGACACAUGCCAGGGCCACAUCGAUUGGUGCAACGGCCGGCCGUGGUGGGACAUCCCUGCGCACGCCGCCGUCGCCGCGUACUACGUCGAACUUGCUGGGCUCGAGGCAGCGAGGGGCAUCGCCUGGACCGCGCUCGAGGUCGCCAAAGCCGUCGUCAAGGGCGCUGGCUACGUCGCCGCGGAGGGCGCGAUCGGCGCAGCCGAGCUCGCCCUCCAAGGUGCGCGCGAGACCGCGAAGGGCCUCAUCGACGCUGCCGAGGCAGGCGUUACCACUGCGGACAAGAUCUCGGAGGGAGCACUGGACGUCGCCAAGGACACCCUCGAAGCCGUGCGGUACGGCGGCAAGUACGUCGUGCUGCAGGGCGCGCGCGACGCGCUCAAGCUGUACGAGGAAGCGAACCGGGCCGCGUUCGAGGCCGCGCGCAAGGCGAUCGACACCGUCGAGGAGUGUUUCGAGUUCGUGACCUUCGAGGCCGCGCAGAAGGGGCUGGACGCGGCCAAGACGGCGGCAACGACGGCGCUCAAGGGGCUGCAGAAGGCGCUCGACUUGGCGGAGUCCGUCGAAGACAUCGCGCUCAAGGUCGGGCAGUGGCUCGUCGACCAGAUGCUGGAGCUCGUCGACAUCCAGCGGAUCGAGCUCUCGGGAUCGCUGCGCGCGAUCGUGGGCGCGGGGGGUGGGGCGAAGAAGCCGUUCACGGUGCACGUCAAGUACGUCCUCAUGGGCAAUCCCGGCACCUUCGAUGGGGUGCUCGACCUGUCCGACAUCGUGUCGUUCAUUGUGUCCCUCUUCAACCAGAUGCUCGACGAGGUCGAAGGCAAACUACCGGUACCCGACAAGACGGACUCCUCCGAAAAGACAGACUCCGGCUCGGGCUCCGGCUCGGGCUCCGACACGCUCCCCACGGGCGGUGGCUCCAGCGGGUCGUACGACCCCGACUGGCUGCAUCAUUACGAUCCCCACGACCGCCGUCACCGCGGCGACCCUCCUCCGUUUUUCGACGACCCGAAAUGGCCCUACGAGGGCAACAGCCACUUCCCCAAGCUCUAUGGCCGCCCCGUCGCCCGCAGCCUGGCGUCUCGGAGGACGCUGGCGGCGCAGCCCGGCCCUUUCCGUGCGUUUAUUGAGCACCACGAGGACAAGUAG
Messenger RNA from Epithele typhae, 6240 nucleotides. RefSeq lists its product as uncharacterized. The coding region runs from base 1 to 6240 and encodes 2079 amino acids. NCBI's taxonomy places the organism in Eukaryota, Fungi, Basidiomycota, Agaricomycetes, Polyporales, Epitheliaceae. The record is from RefSeq and is a predicted model, not a curated record. The transcript has 13 exons.